Molecule: messenger RNA, 3360 nt
Organism: Colletotrichum spaethianum
Lineage: Eukaryota; Fungi; Ascomycota; Sordariomycetes; Glomerellales; Glomerellaceae
Exons: 3
Coding region: 1-3360 (1119 amino acids)
Source: RefSeq, a predicted model, not a curated record
AUGUCAAGGCCGGAAGGCGCAACGGCGGAACGGUCGAUAUUCCUAGACUACCCUUACGACUUCAUUGCUUUCGUUCCUCUGAGAGCGGCCAAGAGACGCCAUUGGGCCGUGUUCUAUGGCGGUACUGUCACUGUAAUGAUCUUCUGGCUCAUAACUCCCCUCCAGAGCGCGAUACUCGGUACCGGACCGGUAGAUGUCCGAAGAACGACAACUGUGUUCACACCUGAAGUGCCCCGGCCAGCAUCGGAACAGAUCCUGCCAAUGGAUCAGUCUAUUCUAAAUGAAGGCUAUGCCAUCACUUGGCUCAACCAAACCUAUCCUCCGUACACCACUGCUGAUUACACGCUUUUGCCUUUUACGGUUGACAGCAAUGUCACACAAACGGCGUCAACUAACUGGACUGGCUCUACAACUAAGUACUGGACUCAAAUUGAUUGUUGGCCAGCCCAAUUUGCUCCUCGCGGACCUUAUUACGAUUUCCUCGACGGCCGCGGCUGCAAUGCGAGCGAUAUUGUCCCUUACGGCGCAACGCCAAGCGGCGGUCAAAUCUAUAAGAUGCAAUACAUUGGCUACCAUAACAGCGCCUGGGCCGACUACUGGCUUUCACAGACGUGCUCCAAAGCUGCACAGCAUCAAUUUUUGGCCAUUUGGGCGCGUGUAAACGACGUUAGCGCCUCUUUUUGCGAAACGAAUUACUUCAAGCAGCAGGUCAACGCCACUGUUUCUUCUGUCGCCAAGAGGCCCCUCGAAGACUCCAUCGUGCCAACCGGGCCCCGCGAGCAACUCUCUUCGACAGAAUUCAACUCAUCAGCUUUCGAAUACCUCUUAGGGGCUGGCGUCUCGUCCGUUGAACUUGAGGUCAGGCGAGAUUAUCCUUUUGGUCAUCUGCUUGAACAGCAUCACCAAGUCAAGCAUCUGGCUAUAAAGUGGCCAUCAUCACCCCUGGUGGGCUUCGCCAUUGGGCUCCAGAAUGUGACAACUCUUGAACCGUUUCAGAACAACGAAUUUUUAGGGGAUGGUUUCAACAAGACACAUAAAAUGCUUUUUUCUAUUGCGCUACGUCGUAUGCUUACCAGCUCAUCAACCGAACCCCUAACUAAGGGUGUUGUGGACUUUGAGCAACACGGGAUCAUCGUUAGCAGACUAUUCUCAGCCAUUGUCGAAGGCUUACUGGUACUGGUCGGUAUUUUCACAAUCAUGCUCUGGUGGCAUAGCCACAGAGCAGCGAGCAACUUGACCAUGGACCCGGCCUCGUUGGGAUCACUGAUGAGCUUGUGUCAAAAAAGCUCUGUACUGUUGGAAAAGUUCUCUGGGAAGGGCUGCCUUCCUGACGAUAAGCUCCGAGAAGCAUUUCAGGACAAGAGGUUCCAACUAUUCUGCGGCUGUCAGAGCCAUUCGGGGCAGAUGACCAUCAAAAUUGUCGACACCCGAGAGGAGUUUUACGAAAGCCAGCGUUUCAGCAUCGAGCCGGAUCCCGCACUAUCCGUUGGCCACUAUUCGCCCGUUAAACCGUUGGCCCUGCGAAGGGCUGUCGGCGCAGCCGUGAUACUCUCCAUGAUAGGAGCAGCCGUUGCGCUUGUCUACUUGAAGUGGGAGGAGCAGCGCAUUGGAGGGCUCAUAAGGCCGACUACAGAUUUUGAGCUUCUUCAGAUUCUCGAAAAUUACGUCCCAACAUUAUUUGCGACGUUUCUGGAGCCGUUCUGGGUGCUCGUCAACAGGCUGCUAUGCAUUAUACAGCCCUUUAAGGAUCUGUGGACCGGCCGACGAGCUGCUGGCGGUUCUAUCGACGCAAGAUAUACCUCCCUGCCUCCUCAGUUGGUAGUUUGGAGGGCGUUCAAGUCUGGCCACUUCGUCCUGGUGGCAAUCUGUCUGCUUGCCCUUCUUUCGAAUCUGCUUGCGAUUGGCCUCGGUGGUCUCUUCAACGAACUUCCUGUUCUUGUCAAUAACACUUGUGAAUUCCAGCAGACAAUGAGGCCGACGCUCAACAAUAAUUCGGUACUGAGCAGAGAUAACUACAAUACAUUCCUUGGAAACGUCAUCUCAUACGAGAUGCAUUUCUACAUCGCAAUGAACAACAUCACGCAGGGCACUCCUCUACCUCCCUGGGUGACCAAGGACUAUUUCUUCCAGCCGUUCGCACUGAGUCGCGCGGGCAACGAGAAAGGCGAGGCUUACACAGCUCGUACUAGGGGAUUCGGUAUUAUUCCCUCUUGUUUCGAUGCCGGCAUCGUCAAAAGCCGUGGGAGACCCCCCGUCUUGAAUUAUACCUACACCCGCGAUGGUGAAGUACUCAAUUGCCCGACAACAUUUCAAGCGGAUGAUUUGAAACUCAACGUAACCUACGAUAAGCAGCCCUCCGGGCCAUCCGCCGCCGAGGGCGUGUCAUAUCUUAGCACAACCGGAUAUGGGACUUGCUCUGUCCCCCUAUAUCUUUCUUGGGCCAGAACUCCGAAUGGUUUGAACAAGGUAGACGGCGAGAUGGACACACAAUUCAUUGUUUGCACGCCCGAGUUCACCAACAGCAUGUUUGAUGUCACCGUAGACUCGCGGGGCUACGUCCUCAACACCACGCAAGUAUCCGAGCCGUCGUCCACACUCGAAUCGCCAACUUCACAGAACAAUACAGACGCGAUAAUAAUAUACCUUAACAACUUGAUGCCGGGCGCAUCCUUCCCCUGGCACAACGACACGCUAUCAAGCGACUGGAUGAAUUACUUGAUCAAGAUCCAGCCCGGACUAAGCGACGUGCUCGACCCGCUGACGACGCCGAACACUACGGCCAUCAUCCCGGCUGUCGACUAUAUCUACCGCCAGCUCUUCGCCCUCCUCCUCAGUCUGAACCCCGGCUUCUUCGACAACUUUACGGAACCGAUCACGAUCACCGGCAACGAGCGUCAAACCGAAACCCGAAUAUUCAUGGACAAUACCGCCCUUGCCAUUAGCCUUUCCGUGCUCGCUCUCAACAUCGCCGUCGCCAUCGUCCUCUAUGGCUUCACCAUAAAGCACUUCCUGCCGCGCAUGCCGACGACGAUCGGAUCGAUUCUUGCCUACCUCGCGCCCAGCAGGGCCGUCCGUGAGUACGAGUGGCCUGACAACACCAACAGCACCGAAAACGGCAGCAAAGGUUAUAAGAAGGGCAGCAAGAACAACCACAGCGGGCUCAGGAAGGCGCCGACAUUCAGUUUCGGUCGGUACGUCGGCGACGAUGGACGCGCACACGUGGGCAUCGAGAUGGACCCGUACGUGGUGCCGGUGAAACUGUCGGCGUUGAGGAAAGGGGAUACCGAACCGAAGACGGGGCUGCUGAGGCGUGUGUUGGGCCGAGGGAAGAAAGAGGGAAGAGGCGAUACAUGGUUAUAG